Molecule: messenger RNA, 1638 nt
Organism: Pungitius pungitius (ninespine stickleback)
Lineage: Eukaryota; Metazoa; Chordata; Actinopteri; Perciformes; Gasterosteidae
Gene: smim15
Product: small integral membrane protein 15
Exons: 2
Coding region: 280-504 (74 amino acids)
Source: RefSeq, a predicted model, not a curated record
GCAUAAACCCGUUUGUUUCGUCGCGUUGCUAUGUAUCGUUGUUGCGCCAGUGCUCUCGCGCUCCUCUUGGUUAGGCCGUAUGCUAGAUGGGCGGAGGGUUAGCUAACUUAGCUGAGCUGACGUUAGUAACGUUACAAAAUGUAAACUUAUCCUCAGCGUUUAAUGCAUUUCAAUCUUGUCCUACUGGUAACGCUAUUCCAUCUCAAUGUGUCAAAUUAGCCCGUUUGCACGAGGCUGUUUGCAGAAAAGUUUGAUCAGGCCUCAUUGUUGCUGACCAGGAUGAUUGACGUUCGGGCGUGGGCAGAGUAUGUCGUGGAAUGGGCGGCCAAAGACCCCUACGGCUUCCUCACCACUGUCAUACUGGCUCUCACACCGCUCUUCAUUGCCAGUGCACUGCUGUCCUGGAAACUGGCCAAGAUGAUUGAGGCACGGGACCGGGAGCAGAAGAAAAAGCAGAAGCGUCAGGAAAACAUAGCCAAGGCCAAGAGGACCAAGAAAGACUAAAUCCUGUGGGUAGAAUGAGGGCGUAAAAGAGGAGCCGCCACCAUGCUCACAGUCCUCCUUAUGCCAAUAAAGACACGGUGCCCUCCGCACUGGGCCACUACGCCUCACAUCCAGGGUAGGAGUCUGGCCCCGUAGGCCCAACAGUGCUGAGACAGACGGUACUGCCCGAAGGAGGCUCGUCCUGGUGGGACUUUGGUCAGCAAGAGCACAGUGGUCAUCUGUAUGUUAUUGUACAGAAAUCCACUGAUAAUAUUGUGCAGCUGUUGCAACCCCUUGCAUUCCAUUGUUAGCCUCCAUAUUCUGCUGAAUUGAAGAUGUAAUGAGCAUACUGGAAGUUUCCCCCAAAAUAUCCCAAAUACACCUUUUUAAUAAAGUUUUCAUGGUUGAUAAGAAUCUAUUUUUCCUCUGUAGAUUUAACAAAAAAAAAUUCUUAAAUUCCUUGGAAUUGAAAGGAUUUGUCCCGUUAUGUUUAAUUGUUUUGAACAGAGUGAAUUUGGGCUUUUAUGUACUCGUGGUCUAUAAAGAAACCAUGUCUUUCUGAAAAAAAAACUCUUCAAAGAAUUAUAAAUGUGGAAAAGCCAGUUGUCUUUAAAAGCAAAUUUCUUACAGUGGUAACUUUAUUAACUAUAAGCUAAAAAGGAGAGACCCAGGAUUGUUUAGGCCAGAUUUUGAUAUCAAAUUGUUUAUAAACUGUAUGCUCCAAAUUUAGAUGCAUUGGCGAAUUGGUUCGUUUCUAGAUUUGUUUUAUUAAAAACAAAUAACAUUACUUCUCCUUGGGCUCAGUCAGAAGAUUGAGACAAUCAUAUUGAGUUGGGAGACCAUGUUUUCAUCUCCACUAUACAGGUUUAUGCUGCUGGCGGUUUCAGGUUAUUUUUCACCCCGGCUGAACUUUCUCCAUUAACUCUGGCUAACGUGGUCUCAAGUGAAAUAACAUCUUACUCGGGAUCAAUAUACUGAAAUAACACCUUCCAAUCUUUUGAUUUACAAGCAGUGAACAUUAGCACAGUAUUUAAUGUAAGCCGGGUUUCAUGGCACCAUCUUCAUGGACUCAGCUGAUGUAAAGGUUCAAUUUAUCGUGACAGUGAUCUUAUCUACAUGCCCACAGGAUUAAACAUGUGCUUCCCCCCCCCCCCC